GAGGGAGACUUCCUUGGUGGCAAGCGCGUGUGGCUGCGACCGGGGAAGAAGUAUCUCUUCGGUCGGAUCAAGCAAGAUGGCGGUAAUUUGCACUCCAAUCACUGGUCGAUAUCAUGCUGACCUUCUCUCGACGCAGUUCGUCAUGCCAUCGAUCACAAGUCCAUCUCACGAAAGCAUAUGGUGAUUGAGGUAUCACCGGUUAAACCAGGCGAUGGAUCGCAUAUCUACAGCAGAUCGAAGAUUGCUGUGUGUGACUUGAAAUCAAAGUGUGGCACAGUCGUGGAUGGAAACACAAUCAAGGAUGUGCGCAAAGAGUUGACCGGAGAGGAGCACGAAAUCAAGCUGGGGAGAUACGAGUACAUGCUCCGGAUCAAGUGGCAGCCUACCGUGCUCAGCUUCUCCUUUUCGUCCAAGGAACUCAAAGCGAAAGAUCCUUUAGCACAGGUCCGCGCCCGAGUCGAGGACCUGGAUAUCAAGACAGUCGUCCCGUACGUGGUCGAUCAAACCACACACGUCGUGCAGAACAAGCGGAAUACUGCCAAGGGUCUACAGGCACUGGUGAAUGGAAAACAUAUUGUGCAGGAUUCGUAUAUCGAUGCGUUGGUAUAUGCCGCGACCCCGAGUGACCUGGAGAACCUUGAAUCGUUCUCCCCGCUGGAGGCCGAUUUCGACUCGGCAUGGCCUGAUGCGAUGGCACAUCUCCCGCCGCCAGGCAAGGAGACCACCCAGAGACCCAAGGAAGCAUUUGCUCCAAACCCCGCCCGCACCAAUGUCUUUGAAGACUAUACAUUCAUAUUCACCGAGCCUGCACAAUUUGGCAACCUGCAGGAUGUCAUCGCGAACGGCCAUGGAAAGGCUUUACUCUACGAAGUGGAACAGGGUGUUACGAAGGCUGAGGAGAUUGUGCAAUUUAUGAGAAACACGGCUGGCGACAAAGGCCUUGGGAGUCAACGAGACGAUGCUGGUGGCGUGGUGCUCGUUCGAUACCGCGCCGGUGGACGCCACGAGGCUUGGUGGAUCGAGCUGAGUCACGAGGUAGCUGUCAUGACCGGCCAGCGUGUUAUCGAACAGAGCGAGUUUCUCGAUGCGAUUCUGGGGAACGACGCUUCUCCUCUGUGUCGGACUCUACCCGAAUCCAGCGCGCCUCAGGGAACGGGACCCUCCCCCCCACAAUCCCAGCCGGCUGCUACUGCCGACGAAGUCCCAAUGGUCGAGGACUCGCAGCCUUCCGAGGACGCAAGCCGGCAAGCGACGAAGAAAUCCAAGCCCCGAGUUCGGGGGUUUGUCAGUAAAAUGAAGACGUUCGACGACGGCUUCGACAUUAAUUCUAUCCCUGCUCAUGCUCCCGAUGACGUCGCGGAUUCAACCCCCUUGAUUGAUAUGGAGCCUCCGACCCCACAGCAGUCACAAGUCCAGAGUAGCCUCCAGGAGGAGGAAGAUAUGGUCUCUAGCCUACUGCCUGGUGCCCGAGCAAUGAAACGUCGACGCGCGGAGAUAGCGCAGAGGGGCGUUGAUGAAUCGGUUUUGGAGACUAAACAGGAGCCCGUGCGGCGGGCAAAACGCCAGAAACUGGACGUACUAGAGGCAGCACGACAGCAUCGGGAGGAGGAAGAUGCCCAACGCCAGCGCCUGGCGGAAGAAGCGACCCUGCAGGACUCGCUCCAGGAUGUCAACGUGGAGCAACUUAAGGGCCUUGCGAUCGUAGAGGAGAUGGAAGUAAAACCGAGGACCACUGGCGAAGAUGACCGUCGAUGGGACGAUAGGUGGAAUGGACGCAAGAACUUCAAGAAGUUCCGAAGAAAAGGGGACCCUAGUCAGCCUCGCUAUCGCAUGCAGACGGUGAUUGUUCCGCUGGAGGAGGUGACGCGAAAGGCCUUUGGCAUUGGGGACCAUUACUGGGUCAGCAGUCGCAAGUCCCGAGAGGCCAGUCCCGCCGACAGCCCAGCGGAACGGGAAGUCAGUCAGCGCGAACCUGCGGCAUCCCGUUCGCAGUCCUCGGCCCGGGCUAAGUCGGAGACGCCCGCGCCCAGGAGCCAGACCAGAAAUCCGCCGCUGCACGAGAAACGGGCGCGUGAAGAGCGGGAUUCAGACAGCGACGAAGAGCUUCGGUUCCGGUUCCGCCGCCGGCGCUGAGUUCGUACUUAGAUCCCUCGAUGACGAAAUUGCUUUUCUCGGGAUUUUGUACUAGGGUAAUCGGUCAGCAGAUCCAUGACAGCGGGAGUCCGUGAGCCCACCACCACAUGGCAAGUGGUGGGAGAUAUGAAACGGAAUGAUGCGAUGGUGCUCUAUCUAGAUAUUGGAUAGAUUCACUGUUGUGGGGAUUCGCAUGCGGGGAAGCCGAGUAUCCAUUCCAAGGAAGUGGGUAUGCUGGGUGUCCCGAUGACGCUGUUGGGCACAAAGUAUAAACACUCAGCACCGUAUCCACUGCAGCCGGAUGAU
Aspergillus ibericus CBS 121593 is the source of this 2439-nucleotide messenger RNA. RefSeq names its product DNA damage response protein RcaA. Gene Ontology annotation, biological process: mitotic G2 DNA damage checkpoint signaling; double-strand break repair via homologous recombination. Gene Ontology annotation, cellular component: Mre11 complex. NCBI's taxonomy places the organism in Eukaryota, Fungi, Ascomycota, Eurotiomycetes, Eurotiales, Aspergillaceae. Bases 178 to 2133 code for a protein of 651 amino acids. Gene Ontology annotation, molecular function: damaged DNA binding. The record is from RefSeq and is a predicted model, not a curated record. The transcript has 4 exons.